AUUUUACACGAAUGGACUUACUAUUACAUUUUACGCAAAGAAUCUCAAUAGAUGUUAAAACAAGCUGAACAUAGAACGACAGUUAUAAUCAAUAAGAACAAAAUGGAAAGGGUAUCGGUUAAAAAUCAUAAGCACUGUAAAUCUGACUGAAAUAACAUUUAAACAAGAUGUAAGUAUGAAUAAAAUAUCAGUGUGCUUGAAAGGCGGAAAUGUUGAAUUACAUUGAAAGUAUUCGUUUUAUGUAAAACACGAAGUCAUGGUGGUGCAACAAUAUUCAUUUCCGGAUUAUAUUUAACAUUGGAUUGAACACAGUUAGCUAUUAGUGGAUAUAACGAUCAACAAUAAACGACAAAAGUCGUGAAUAAUUGCCAAAUAAACACUGCAUUGUUAUAUUUCUUAGCAUAUGAACAGAAUCACUCGGGUAUUAUUGAUCUGUCAAAGGAUUACUGAGUAGAUUGAAUGAAAUAUAACAACCAGUGAUCUUCGAAUAGAUAUGUAACUUGUCAAUUGAUUGGUUAACGCAAUCGUCCAAUGACCUUUGGAGAUACAAAUGUAAAUAUUAUUACUAGACAUCAACGUUAUUUACAAAUGAUUAUUUAAAAUGAUCAUGCAUGGCUUUAUUAAGUGGAGAAGUCGUCAGCUGAUAUAACAAGAAGGUUCUGUAGAAAUUAAAGAAAUAUGCCGUAAAUUAACUUAGGAAUUAUAAAUAGUAUUACAGACAAAUAUUCUAUGCAAAUAUGAAAUAACUUAAUGCUUUACAAUAGGAAUAUCAUACAGCUUGGCAUUUCAAAUGGAGAAUAGAAAAAUAAAAUAGGAAAUAUUAUCUCAAAAAGGGACAGAAAGUUUAUCAUAUUGUACAGCUUUGAUUCAGGCAUGGAAUUAACAACAUUUUACAAUACAACUUUCCAAGAAAAUAUCACGGAAACACCACAUAAAAUUGGUGGUCCACAAAUCAAAAGCUUGGGACAUUUAGUCGGAACUUCCGUUGUAUUAGGACUAAUGAUAUUAGCCACCAUAAUCGGAAAUGUUUUUGUGAUAGCCGCUAUUAUUCUGGAGAAAAACUUGCAUAAUGUUGCUAACUAUUUGAUAUUAUCUUUGGCUGUAGCGGACCUGAUGGUAGCCACACUAGUGAUGCCGUUAAGUGUAGUAUCCGAGGUUAGUGAAGUCUGGUUUCUAGGAGGUGAAGUCUGUGAUAUGUGGAUAUCCUUUGAUGUUUUGUGUUGUACAUCUUCUAUUUUACAUCUUGUUGCAAUAUCUGUUGACCGAUAUUGGGCUGUCACCAACAUUGACUAUAUUAGAAAUCGAACUGCAAGACGAAUUCUGCUGAUGAUUGCCAUGGCAUGGACAGUGGGCAUGUUUAUUUCUAUUCCACCUUUGUUUGGUUGGAAGGACGAAACACCUUCGCCUGAAUUUACGGGGAAAUGUAUCAUAAGCCAAAUAGACAGUUACACCGUGUUUUCAACAAUUGGUGCCUUUUACUUGCCGACAGUUGUAAUGUUAAUUAUUUAUGUGAAAAUUUUCCAAGUAGCAAGAUCUCGAAUUAGGCGGAAAAACUUUAAUAAAAAACAAUAUGCGGCAAACAAGAAUGUUGACGAUCUUGCAAAAAGUAGUCUUUUAAAAGCACCGCCAUCACCUAUCAAUGGACAUACAUGUUCAACAGACAUAACGUUGAUAAACGAAACAUCUUGCAAUGGAAUGGUUAACGGAAAUUCAGACAAGAACGACAACUCAAAGGUUCAUUCGAAUGCUUUGGUUGAACAGGUUCCAACACCGAAGGGAGAUUCUAUCGCUGCUAAAGCAAAGCGCGCAAAGGAAAAAUUAGAAAUGAAACGUGAGAGGAAAGCAGCUCGGACUCUUGGAAUAAUCACAGGUGCAUACAUUGUUUGUUGGUUGCCAUUUUUUCUGAUAGCUUUAAUUGGACCUUUAGGACAAUAUGAAUUUCCGCCUGUUUUACAUUCGAUAGUGCUUUGGUUGGGCUAUUUUAAUAGUUUGCUAAAUCCUAUAAUUUACACAAUUUUUAGUCCUGAGUUUCGACACGCUUUUCAUAAAAUAUUGUUCGGCAAAUACUCACAAAAAUCGCAGAGAUAAAAUUCACAUUAUUUCAUUUAAUUGAAAAUAAAUUUAUGAACAGUAUAGCAAACUUUCGCAUUAUUUAUUCAUUAUUUAUACCUUUUAUUUAUUAUUUUGAUGAUUUUAAUGUUAUGUGUUUAUGAAUUAUUCUGAUUUAACGAUAAAUUGAUCAAAAUAUA
Mytilus californianus (California mussel) is the source of this 2249-nucleotide messenger RNA. Its product is annotated as 5-hydroxytryptamine receptor-like. The coding region runs from base 874 to 2088 and encodes 404 amino acids. Gene Ontology annotation, molecular function: G protein-coupled receptor activity. The record is from RefSeq and is a predicted model, not a curated record. Gene Ontology annotation, biological process: adenylate cyclase-activating adrenergic receptor signaling pathway. The transcript has 2 exons. NCBI's taxonomy places the organism in Eukaryota, Metazoa, Mollusca, Bivalvia, Mytilida, Mytilidae. Gene Ontology annotation, cellular component: membrane.